AUGAUUUAUGGAAACAACUCAAACGUCUCUAUACCAAUAUUUAAUGGUGAUAAAAAGAACUAUGAAAAUUGGAAAGCUUCAUUCUACGCAUGCAUUGAUCAAGCCCCAGCGACAUCUGAGUAUAAAUUACUUCAGUUACGUCAAUAUUUAUGUGGAGACGCAUUAAAAGCAGUUGAAGGACUUGGGCAUUCGUCAUUCGCUUAUGAAGCUGCAAAAGAAAGACUUGAAAGAAAAUAUGGCGGAACGAGGAGAAAAAUUCUUAUGUAUUUGGAUGAAUUGAAUAACUUUAAACCCAUGAGGGAAAAUAAUCCAAAAGACGUUGAAAAGUUUGCGGAUUUGUUAGAUGUGGCAGUAACAAACUUAAAAGAAGCAAAUCGAACAGAAGAACUUGGCGAUGGGACAUUGUACCAUCAAUUGCAAAAAAAAGUUCAUGAGAUAAUGUUAAUUAGAUACAAACGAUGGGUGUAUGAAAACAAUUUAAACGAAAAUAGAAUAUUAUAUAAAACUAUUGGUAGCAAAGCACACGAAGGAAAUUCUUACUUUGGUAACAGUGAUCAAAAAAAGAAAAUAAAUUGGAUACAGAAAUGUUCUGUUUGCAAAAACGAUCAUAAAAUAUGGGAGACAGCUAAGAAAAAUAAACUCUGCUUUAGAUGCUUGAAUUCUAACCAUUCGUCAAAAGAAUGCAGGAACACAAGAAUUUGUGGGAUUGAUGGCUGUACAGAUACCCAUAAUCAUUUGCUUCACAAGAAAAGUCAUAAAAAAGAAACAAUUUCUGAAGACUACAAAGAAAAAGACACGAUAUUAGAAAAUUCUCAUACGUCGAACAUCCAAUUUCAUUCAAAUCACGUCAUGAACUACAUAUCUCUUAGAACGGUGCCAGUUAUUCUUCGUAAUGGAUAUAAAAAAGUUGUGGUAAACGCAUUGCUUGACGAUGGAAGUACCAAGACAUAUUUGAACUCUGAUGUAGCGGAUGAGUUGUCACUGCAAAGUAAAACCGAAAAAGUAACUGUAAACAUGAUAAAUGGAAAAAUUGAUUCUUUCGAAACGAUACCGGUAGAAUUUCAGUUGGAAUCGUUAAAUGGAGAAACAAAAAUUACAGUGGAAGCUUUUACAGUUAAUAAUGUAACUGGAAACUUAAAAGCAGUUAAUUGGGCAAAUAUGUCAAAAAGUUGGAAACAUCUAAGAAAAAUCGAAUUCCCAAAUAUUGGACCAAAACCAAAAAUUGACAUUCUAAUUGUGGCUCGACUCACGCCGCUCGGAUGGACAUGUGUUGGUGGUACUGGUGGAUCUCUUCAAACUCAUUUUACGAAAAUAACAUCUAGUACAAAGGAAAUAGAAGAUGCAAACAACACCAUUAAAAAAUUAUGGGAAAUUGAAGGCGACGAAGAGAUGCAAUUUAGAAAAAUAAUGACAAGUCCAGAAGACUCUACCGCCCUUAAUAUAGUAACUUAUUCGCUAAAAACGGAGAACGGAAGAUAUGAGCUAAAAUUACCAUGGAAAGGUAAUCGACAUUUGAACAAUAAUUAUACAAUGGCGUUAAACAGAUUACAAAAUACGGAAAAACGGCUAAUGAAAAACAAAAGUCUAGGAGAAGAGUACAAUAAUAUUAUUAAGCAGUAUCAAGAAAAAGGAUACUUGGAGAAAAUCAAUAAAAGGGAUCUUGGAGAUGGUUGGUACUUACCACAUUUUCUAAUUCUUCGUCCUGAUAAAUCAACUACAAAAGUCAGAAUUGUGUUUGAUGGAUCUGCAAAAUUUAAUGGUAAAUCAAUUAAUGAUGUUAUUUAUCAAGGUCCAAAACUUCAACAAGACCUUGUGACUGUUUUGCUGAGAUUUCGAAAAUACCCAGUGGCUUUAGCUUGUGAUAUAGCAGAAAUGUAUUUAAAAAUUGGAAUACAUAAAGAUGACCAAAGGUACCAACAAAUUUUAUGGAGAAACCUAGGUUUAACUGCCGAGCCUGAGGUAUUUCAGUUUAAUCGGCUCGUAUUUGGAAUCAACUCACCUUUUAUGGCUCAAUUUGUAACGCAAGAACACGCAAGAAAGUAUGCAAAAAAAUUUCCUUUGGCUUCUGAAGCUGUUCUUGAAGCAACUUACAUGGACGACACUAUAACUUCUGUAGUUGAUGAAAAAGUAGGAAUUCAAUUAUACAAGGAACUCAAGCUACUAUGGGGUUCAGCAGGAAUGUUUGCACGAAAGUGGCUUUCAGACUCGGUCGAAGUUAAAAUAACACCAGAAAAUGAUCGUGCAGAACAUAUAAAUUUAGAUUCUGGAGAAUUGCCUGCAAUGAAAACACUUAGAGUUGUCUGGAAAGCAAAACCUGAUUUAUUUAGUUUUCAUUCUGUAACAACCGAAGAAAAUACGGUAUAUACAAAACGAAUUUUGCUUAAAAAAAUGGCAACGUUGUUUGAUCCAUUGGGUUUUUUGGCACCAUAUAUCAUUCGAAUCAAAAUAAUUAUGCAGAAACUGUGUAUUGAUAGAAUUGAGUGGGAUGAAACAGUUCCGGAUAGGAUUGCAAAUAAUGUUGAUCAAUGGUUUCAAGAACUAAACGAUCUCCCAAAAAUAAACAUUCCCAGAUGUUUACAAACAACCUCGACAGUAACAAAUAGUAUACCAAGACUUGAGUUACUUGGAGCUGUCCUCGGUUUACGACUUGCAGAGAAGAUUGUCAAGGCAUUGAAGCUGGAAACUAAGGACGUAACUAUAUGGUGUGGUAGUCUUAAUGUUUUAUGGUGGAUAAAAAAUCAAAGUCGAAAGUUGAAACCAUUUGUUGCCAACCGUGUUGAAUUCAUUCAAUCAAAGACUGAACUAAAACAAUGGAGAUACAUACCAACAAAAACUAAUGUAGCUGAUUUACUAACAAGGGGCAAUUAUGUAUGGUGGCAUGGACCAAGUUUCCUUAAUUCUUUAGAAGAAAAAUGGCCACAGAAUCACAUUGAAGUUACACAAGAGGCUUCAAUUGAAGUAAAGAAAAAUUUAGUAUUAAUGAAUUUUGCAUUAUCCACUGAAGUAACAAAGCAAUUGCUUGAUAUAAACAAGUUCUCAUGUUGGAAAAAACUUGUCAGGAUAAACGGCUGGAUCCAUCGGUUUAUAGGAAAUUGUCGAUUUGAAACAGACUAUCGUAAAAAGGGUGAUAUAGCAGUUGAUGAAUAUCAUGAAAGCGAAAAAGAAAUCAUAGCUAAAGCUCAAAAAGAAAGCUUUAAAGAAGAAUAUAGCAACAUUAAAAAAGGAAAACCGAUAUCGAUAUCAAGCAAAAUUAUUUCUUUAAAUCCGCAAAUUGACGAAGACGGAUUAUUGCGAUCUUGCAGUCGAUUGCAAAAUGCCCAUUACUUACCCUACGAUGUCAAGUAUCCAAUCAUUUUGCCGAGAGGACAUACAAUAACAAAAUUGAUUGUUAAGCAUUACCAUGACGAAGCCAAUCAUGUGAUGGGAACAAAUCAAUUAUUAACAAAACUAUUAGAACGAUAUUGGGUAAUACGAGGACGAGAAGAAAUUCGAGAUGCAGAAGCAAAAUGCAACAAAUGUAAAUUAAGUAGAUGUAGACCUGCUCAGCAGCUGAUGGCCCCUUUACCAGCAAUGCGCUUUAAAGAACCACUACGUGCGUUUGCUAGAAUUGGUAUUGAUUUUGCUGGUCCAUUUCUUACUAUGCAAGGUAGAGGGAAGAUACGACAAAAGAGAUACUUGUGCUUGUUUACCUGUUUACUAUCACGAGCAGUACAUCUUGAGAUGGCUUAUAAUCUAGAUACAAAUUCAUUCCUCAAUGCCUUUUAUCGAAUGGUCAAUAGAAGAGGAUUACCAUUAGAAGUUUUAACGGACAAUGGAACAAAUUUUGUCGGAGGAUGUCGAGAACUAAACGAAAUUGUCAACGACUUAGAUAAGGAUAAAAUUACUAACUCUACAGCUGAUAAAGGAAUCAAGUGGCACUUUAAUGCUUCGUUAGGACCUCAUCUAGGCGGUGUAUUUGAAAUAAUGGUCAAAGCUGUCAAACGUGCAAUGACUGGGAUACUCGAAAAAGCCGAUAUUACAGAUGAAGAACUCUGUACGGCAUUUACAGGUGCUGAGAGUUUAUUGAAUUCUCGCCCACUAACAUAUCAGAGCGCCAAUAUAAAAGAUGAUAUUCCAUUAACUCCAAAUCAUUUUUUGAUUGGGCAAGUUGGUGAACAAUUUGCACCUGACUCAGUUCAAUCUAAAGGCUAUCAUCCUAAAAAGCGCUGGCGUCGAGUGCAAGAACCACUAAGUCAUUUUUGGAAACGAUAG
Hydra vulgaris (swiftwater hydra) is the source of this 4251-nucleotide messenger RNA. RefSeq lists its product as uncharacterized. NCBI's taxonomy places the organism in Eukaryota, Metazoa, Cnidaria, Hydrozoa, Anthoathecata, Hydridae. The record is from RefSeq and is a predicted model, not a curated record. Gene Ontology annotation, molecular function: nucleic acid binding. Gene Ontology annotation, biological process: DNA integration.